Molecule: messenger RNA, 738 nt
Organism: Corticium candelabrum
Lineage: Eukaryota; Metazoa; Porifera; Homoscleromorpha; Homosclerophorida; Plakinidae
Exons: 4
Coding region: 197-646 (149 amino acids)
Source: RefSeq, a predicted model, not a curated record
GUCAGAGUAGUGACAAGUUUAGAAUCCCGGAUAAGGGUCAUGUCUUGCGUGAGCGUGACGUGAGAGUCUUGGAGACACUCAGAUACGCCGACUUUCGUGUACAAACGAGAUUUCUCCAGCGGGGUCGUCAUACUUCCGGCUCAAGUGUACAGUGGCUGAUAGCGAGGUAUCAAGUCAUCGGGACAAGGGAAAUAUUAUGGCAGCCAGAUCUUCUUGUCUGCAUCUGCUAAUCUUAACAGUGUCAAUAUUUCAAAACAUUUGCUUUGUGAGAGGAGCAGGUGUUGAAGAUGCUAUGGUGGGAAUUCAAUCAGCGAUACUGACUCUUCUUUUUUUCGUUGUCAUCUUGCUAAUUGUGGUUGUCAAACGUCUUGCUACCAAGCCUCCAUUGCCAAAACGAAUUGUUUCCGAACAGUCACAUGGUUGCAUGGCUACAGAUGCUGGUAAUGAGAUAUACGAGUCUAUAGAUCAGAGAUUGCUUGCAUCGGGUGGAGAUGCUAAUGGGAGUGGCACGUACGAGGUGAUGAAUCUGCCACAAGGAGCGACUCCCAGAAUCAGUGAAAACAUGUAUGAUACAAGUGAGCGUCGCACGUUGACGGGUUCUACUGGGAAGUACAGCACGAACCCACUUUAUGGUUCUACAUCCUAACUGAUGUUGCUGUCUUGUCAUUACAUUUAACGAUUAGUAGUAAUUGUAUAUUUAGUGGUGAGAUAAUAAUAAUAUGACAUAAUAAAGCUCUU